GCACUCCAACUAAAAGUAGGUAUGAAGUGGGAUGAAUGCAAUUGAAGAUUCACCUCCACCCUAACACCACAAUUUUCUUCCCCAUUCUCGACUGAUGUUGGAGUCAUCACGAAGGAAACAUUAUGAGUUUCCUAAUUAACUCACUUCUCUAGCAUCCCCAAGUAUAACCCGAAUCUAUUUGGAAUAAUACGGAGUAAUAUCUUUUUGACGAUAGUAAAUCUAAAAAAGAAAAACACACCUACAAUCAAAUUUACCAAAGGGAAUAAUACAAUUUUACAAUUAUAAACAAAAUUUACCAAAAAUUUCACUACAAAUAUCAAAAUCAUAAACAAGUCAUAUUUUUCUUGAAAUCCACCCUAUCAAAACCAAACCCAAAAAUCCCAAAAUCCUCAUUCUCUCUCCUCUCAAUGUCAAGCCUUUGGCAAUCAGCUCUAAACCGGGUCCUCGGAAUCGACACCGGCGGAUCAACCGCCACCACCGGUUCAGAAUACGACGGUAUUGAAUUCUGGGCCGAACCAGAGCGAGCCGGGUGGCUAACCAAGCAAGGCGAGUACAUCAAAACAUGGCGUCGUCGUUGGUUCGUCUUAAAGCAAGGAAAACUCUUCUGGUUCAAAGAAUCAAUCGUCAACCGCUCUUCUAAACCGCGCGGUGUUAUUCCGGUUUCCACCUGUUUAACCGUUAAAGGUGCUGAAGAUGUGUUGAACCGCCAAUUUGCGUUUGAGCUUUCGACUCGGUCUGAUACUAUGUAUUUUAUUGCUGAUUCUGAGAAGGAGAAGGAAGAUUGGAUUAAUUCGAUUGGCCGGUCUAUUGUUCAGCAUUCUCGCUCUGUUACAGACCGGGAGAUUGUUGAUUAUGAUAAUAGGUGAUUUUUGGUUUUGAUUUUUGAUUUGAUGGGUGUUUUUGUUGUGUUGUUGAAUUGGGUUUUUUGUUUUGUUUUCUGGGUUGUAUAUGAAUUUUUGUGUUGUUUAAUGUCAAAGUGUUUUUGGUUUUUAAUGGGAAUUUUGAUGUUUGUUUUGUGAUUAUGUUGGAUUUUGAGGUGUUAAUUGUUACGGAUGGUUUUGUAGGUCUAUUAGUUGGAUGAAUAUAUGCAGAUUAAAUCUUGAGUUUACAGGUUUUAAUUGAUUGUUUAGAAUGUAAUUUGAGUUGAAAUAUUGCUGGAAAGUUAAUUUAUCAGAUUAUCUAA
Messenger RNA from Chenopodium quinoa (quinoa), 1183 nucleotides. Its product is annotated as pleckstrin homology domain-containing protein 1-like. NCBI's taxonomy places the organism in Eukaryota, Viridiplantae, Streptophyta, Magnoliopsida, Caryophyllales, Amaranthaceae. The transcript has a single exon. The record is from RefSeq and is a predicted model, not a curated record. Bases 408 to 866 code for a protein of 152 amino acids.